AUGGCUCAAGUCCUCCAUCUCGAACAGUUCCGCCUCAGCCAGGAAGCUGCCAAGUGCUUUGAUGAUGAUCUCGACUUUUGCCCGAGUCUGACCGCCAAAGAGCUCUCUGAGAUUAUUCUAGCUUCAAUUCUCGCUCAAAAGGAGAACCAAGCCAAACAGCAGCAGCGCGGCGGCUCCUCACCCGUGUCGCCCACCACUCCCGCAACCACCACCAUCCCUGCCUCGCGUGCCAUCACCAUUGUCGACCCUAACAGCCGUGCGCCUCUUUACAUCGCGCCCAAGACUCCUGCUGCCAUUGGCAACAACAACGGUCGCCAGGGAGGCCGCUACUCGGGCUCGACCACGCCUGCCACAGGUGGACUGAUGGGCCCCUCGGAGUCGUACUUUAACUUUAUGCCCUCGAUGGGCCGACAGCAGCAACAGCAGCAGCAGGUCUACAACAACAUGUACGGAUCGCAUGCCUAUGCCUUCUCGGGCCAGCACCAGCAGCACCAUCAGCAAGCGUACUCGAUGGGCAUGACCAGCCCUACGAUGUCGUCGUACUCUCCUCCUCGCAUGGCCUCCAGGAUCCCCAUUGUCAACCCCGACAACGGCUCCAUUGUCUCUCUUCCCGAGACUCCUUCCUGGAACCAGCAGCACCACUUUGUCGCUGUGCGAUAA
Messenger RNA from Linnemannia hyalina, 660 nucleotides. The record is from the annotation of a GenBank genome assembly. Lineage: Eukaryota; Fungi; Mortierellomycota; Mortierellomycetes; Mortierellales; Mortierellaceae.